AUGACCUGGCUUAGGCUAUGCGUUUCAUCUCUCGGUAUGAAGCAGCAGCCAUUUCACAUAUUAUCGUCUAGUGCAAGAGAAAUCAGAGUUGGCCGAACCUGUUCGUUUGCCCCGUUCGUUCGCAGAGACAUUCCCACCGGCUCACGACAUGCCCUGAAGCCAUCCGGAUAUCUGCUUCCGUGCUUCUUUGUACCCGCACGGCUUUCGAUCAUGAUGCAAUGUAACCAUCUGAUUGGCAAAGUUCCUCAUGCUCUCAUCUCCAUCGACGGACGCCCCCUUUUCCCAAGCUCCGAUAGAUGUCUAUGUACGGACGGUGACAGGCUUGUUCCUUGA
This is a messenger RNA of Microsporum canis CBS 113480, 333 nucleotides long. RefSeq lists its product as uncharacterized. The record is from RefSeq and is a predicted model, not a curated record. The transcript has 3 exons. Lineage: Eukaryota; Fungi; Ascomycota; Eurotiomycetes; Onygenales; Arthrodermataceae. Bases 1 to 333 code for a protein of 110 amino acids.